Electrophorus electricus (electric eel) is the source of this 3827-nucleotide messenger RNA. It is a transcript of the gene kcna2b, whose product is annotated as potassium voltage-gated channel, shaker-related subfamily, member 2b. Gene Ontology annotation, cellular component: axon terminus; voltage-gated potassium channel complex; juxtaparanode region of axon. The record is from RefSeq and is a predicted model, not a curated record. Gene Ontology annotation, biological process: action potential; protein homooligomerization; potassium ion transmembrane transport. Gene Ontology annotation, molecular function: delayed rectifier potassium channel activity; protein binding. NCBI's taxonomy places the organism in Eukaryota, Metazoa, Chordata, Actinopteri, Gymnotiformes, Gymnotidae.
GUCCUUUUUGCAUGCGCGGCAGCGCCCAACUGCAGCGUAGACCAUAAGCUAUACGGGCCGGUGAUAUGGCGGAAUUAUGAAUAAAAGGAGAAAAGUUGGGAGUGUGACAUGUAACUAGCGCGAGCCGCACCGCUCCUCAAAAUGAACGAGGGGGAUGCAAAUCUCUAAAAUCAGUCAGGACAAUCCUUACUGCUGUUGCAGCCAACGUCAUAUCGUCUAAGGACACUGGGGCAUCACAUUUUGCUGAUCUUAGCAUCUUUGGGACGGUCUGAACGAGGCUCCGUGAAAUUAAACCUUAAGCAACUCAGUCUUGCUUUAUACGUGCGAAUGUCUUCAAGAUAGCCGAUUACGUUUCAAGGGAUGGAGACUUAAACCGAGGAUAGCUGAAAGCUCGCGUAUGUUUCCUAGUGCAUCACCUUUUGCGCGGUGCUUGGGUGGAGAACAGGAUCACUGCAGUACUAAUACAUACCUACUCUUUGAGAUAGCGUAUGGUCGUAAAAAACAAGGGAUCUUACCUCUUGCGUACCUGUGAGAAGAAACUGCCACCAGUGUUUGCAAAUGAUUACCCUGCCUCUCUGGAAACGACUGGAGCUUACAGAGGUGAGCCUGGAUGCCUACCUGAAGUGUGAGACACUGUGAGACAGAGUCUGAUCUCUUGCCUUCCCAUUGCACACUCAUCUCAAUCACCACACCAGUGGACCAAGCUCCACCCAGCAUGACCGUCGCCACGGGCGAUCCAGUCGACGAAGCAGCAGCUCAACCGGGUCAACCGCAGGACACAUACGACCCGGAAGCAGACCAUGAGUGCUGCGAGAGAGUGGUCAUCAACAUCUCUGGCCUGCGCUUUGAGACACAGCUCAAAACACUGUCUCAGUUCCCCGACACCUUGCUGGGGGAUCCCAAGAAGAGAAUGCGCUACUUUGACCCACUGAGGAACGAGUAUUUCUUUGACAGGAACCGGCCUAGCUUUGACGCCAUCCUCUACUACUACCAGUCUGGAGGGAGAUUACGCCGGCCGGUUAAUGUUACUCUGGAUAUUUUCUCUGAGGAGAUCCGCUUCUAUGAGCUUGGCGAGGAAGCCAUUGAGAUAUUCAGGGAGGAUGAAGGCUUCAUUAAGGAGGAAGAGAAGCCUCUGCCAGAGAAUGAAUUUCAGCGGCAGGUAUGGCUGCUGUUUGAGUAUCCGGAGAGCUCUGGUCCUGCCCGGAUAAUCGCAAUCAUCUCUGUUAUGGUCAUUCUCAUAUCCAUUGUCAGUUUCUGUCUAGAGACACUGCCUAUUUUCCGCAAUGAGGAAAUGGAUAUGCGCAAAGCCUACAUGACUAACUCCAACUCCACGACCAGCUAUACAUCCACCUACUUCACAGAUCCCUUUUUCAUCCUGGAGACCCUCUGCAUCAUUUGGUUUUCCUUUGAGUUCCUGGUGCGAUUCUUUGCCUGUCCCAGUAAAGCGGGCUUCUUUGUGAACAUAAUGAACAUCAUUGACAUUGUAGCCAUCAUCCCCUACUUCAUCACCCUGGGCACUGAACUAGCUGAAAGCCCAGAAGAUGGUCAGCAGGGCCAGCAGGCAAUGUCCCUGGCCAUCCUCAGAGUCAUCCGCUUAGUGCGAGUCUUCAGGAUCUUCAAGCUCUCGCGACACUCAAAAGGGCUGCAGAUCCUGGGCCAGACACUCAAGGCCAGCAUGAGGGAGCUGGGCCUGCUCAUCUUCUUCCUCUUUAUUGGAGUCAUCCUCUUCUCCAGCGCCGUGUACUUUGCCGAGGCCGAUGAAGCUGACUCGCAGUUUGUUAGUAUCCCUGACGCCUUCUGGUGGGCUGUAGUCUCCAUGACAACUGUGGGAUAUGGCGACAUGGUUCCUACAACAAUCGGAGGCAAGAUUGUGGGGUCCCUGUGUGCCAUCGCCGGUGUGCUGACCAUCGCACUGCCUGUGCCUGUCAUCGUCUCCAACUUCAACUACUUCUACCACAGAGAGACGGAGGGUGAGGAGCAGGCGCAGUAUCUCAAUGUGACCAGUGUCCCCAAAAUGGACUCGGCAGAGGAUCUGAAAAAGAGCCACAGUGGCUCCACCAUGAGCAAGUCCGACUACAUGGAGAUUCAGGAGGCAGUGAACAACAGUAACGAGGACUUCAGAGAAGAGAACCUCAAAACUGGCAACUGCACCCUUGCCAACACCAACUACGUUAACAUCACCAAGAUGCUCACUGAUGUAUAGCUGCCCGGUUUUGCCCUGGUAAGGGAGGGAAAAUAAAGGACCUAUCUGCCCCCCUUGUUUUAAAGGCAUUAGCCUAAAUGCCAGAAUAUCUGGAGAAGAGGUAAAAGAAAGGUCUGCUGGAGGCAGAGGAUCGAUAGAGGGAACCUCUCCAUUACUCGCCACCCUCACCAAUCCACCAUGACCUUGGGGGAGUGUUCUGCAUCCCUGUUUCUAAGUGUCUGCAUGGAGUUAGUCUUUGCCGUGUGACUGUUCCAAUAGUCUUUCUGCUUGUAACAGUAGCCAAAACGUAGCCAAGCCACUAGAAACAAAGCUUAGAAAAAACAUUCCUAGCCAUCCCCCAACUGUCAACUUAAAGAGGACUUUCCUCUUCGAUGAAAACAAAAGAGUCCACCAAAAUUACAAAUUGUCACUCAUAUUUUGCCUGUGGCAAAAACAGCAUGGAUGGAUACUGUGUGGAAAAAGUGUAGAGGAGUUUCCCGUGAAGGCACAAUAGCUUACUGCCAGUCCCUAUAGCCUUCCACGUGUGACACCUUAAAAAUGGUACAUUCCGUUGUGUGUAUGAUUAUAGUGCAUGGUGAAUGGUACAUUCCACUGUGUGCAUUUGUCUGUAUGGUGGGGUGCGGUGGUGGUGAGGAGACCCAUACCCCACACAUCUUGGACCCAGUGGAACAGAAGGUUCUAGUCCAGCAUACAGUGAUUGUUGGCCCUGUACAAGCCAUCUUUCUCUUUCGUGACCAUGUGUCUUCAAGUGUGAGAAGGGGGUAAAUGUAGCCACUUCACAACUCAGCCAUCACCUGCUUUAAGAUCACAGUAGGCAGAGGGAAGAGAAUUGCAGCAUUUCUUCAUGACUGCUGUUUUAUUCUUUUAUUUUUCGACUGAGACCCCCCAGCAAUGCACUACUGGCUUGCAUGAUGGGACUUGUUUUUCAUCUCUCUCUCACUCUUUUUCUCACAUGCACCCUCUCUCUGCUUAUGCCAAGGUUUUAUCCACAUUACAUAGGACAGACACCUAAGGGCCAAACAGAAUGGAGCUAGAUCAUGGCGCGUGACAGUAGAGAACUGCCACCCUGUACCUCUCCACAUGCUCUUCCCUACACAUGUCGCUGCAUGCAUUGUCUUCCUACCUUCCAUUCAGUCUUAGUGUGCAAUUGUCUUUCUAGCAUCUGUGAACUUCAUAGCAUAGCAGAGCAUUCCAUGUUUAUAUGAUACAUUACCACUGCUGUUUUGUCAAUGUUAAUGCUACAGAGUUGUGAGCGGUAGCAUGACGUGUGUGUGAUAGAAGGUGGGGGCUGUUAAAAAAAUUGACUGUGCAAAAAGAAAGCUCACUGACACAGGUCACCAAAGAGACAACCCACUGCCACUAUACAUUACUUGCAUUUUUAAAAAAUUAUUUAUCAGACUGACUUGUUUUUAGGUGAUUUACAGGGUGCAUUCUGCUCAUAGUCUGAUGCUGGAGAAUUGGUGAGCCCUGUAUGAAAAAAAUGCUUCCUUAGAACAGCUUUUAUAUGAGAUAGGUGAUAUUCUACUGCCAUAUUAGUGCAUGCAUGGUAAACAUUCCUUGUAGCAUGCAUGAGGUAAAAAAGUAAUAAGUAUUCAUAUCUCUCUCUCUCUCUCUCUCUCUCUCU